GAUUUUGAAUGUUCACCGAAAAAGACAUUGCCUCUUGUGAGUUCAAAACAAAAUACACCCAACUCACCGAUUGUAGAUAGUUCAACAAAUAAUAUAGAGAGUAAAGAUGUUAAAUCAUUUUUUAAGAAUCAUGAAGAAAAUGUAUUUGAUAAAUCUCCAGUAAAAAAUGGCACCCCACCAGCUAAUAAUAUUUUUGUUGGUGCACAAAAUGAUGCUAAACUGAAUAUUACACCCAAGAAGAGUCCUAUUACAACAGAACUUCGAAGAUCCCCAAGAAUAGCUAAACUGCUUACCCCUGAGAAGAUACUGAAGGAAGCAUCUCCUUUUAAAAAAGCACUAGCUUUUGGUCACCAAGAUGAUUUUGGUAACUCACCGAGUUUAGAUAGUUCAACAAAUAGUAUAGAAAGAAAAGAUGUUAAAUUAAUUUUUAAGAAUCAUGAAGAAAAUAUAUUUGAUAAAUCACCAGUAAAAAAUGGUACCCCACCAGCUAAUAAUAUUUUUGUUGGUGCAAAAAAUGAUGCUAAACUGAAUGUUACACCCAAGAAGAGUCCUAUUACAACAGAACUUCGAAGAUCCCCAAGAAUAGCUAAACUGCUUACCCCCGAGAAGAUAUUGAAGGAAGCAUCUCCUAUCAAAAAAGCACUAGACUUUGGUCACCAAGAUGAUUUUGGUAACUUACCGAGUUUAGAUAGUUCAACAAAUAAUAUAGAAAGAGAAGAUGUUAAACCAAUUUUUAAAAAUCAUGAAGAAAAUGUAUUUGAUAAAUCACCAGUAAAAAAUGGUACCCCACCAACUAAUAAUAUUUGUGCUAAAAGAAAUAUUACACCUAAGAAGAGUCCAAUCACAACAGAACUUCGAAGAUCACCCAGAAUAGGCAAACUACUUACUCCUGAGAUGAUAUUAAAGGAAGCAUCUCCUAUCAAAAAGGCACUAGACUUUGGUCAUCGUAAUGAUUUUGGUGAUGAUUUUAUGGAUGAAUGGGACUUAAAUGAAAUUGAAGAGGAAACAGUUGAAGAUCUUGAUUUGACAUCAAUGCAAAGAUGUGAGGUCAUAAGUGUGACCCGACAGCCAACAUCACUGAAACUUUUACUAAAGAAUGACAGAAAUAACAAGGGCACUUGUUACAUUGAAGGAUUCUGGCUAGACACACCAAUAUCGGAGGGCGAGAUCCUAAGCAUCCUAGCUUCCCGUGAUUCUUCUGGAAAGUUCUCUGUAACCAAUACUUCUGGGCUGAUGGUGUUACGGCCAGACCACCUGGUUUCCUCCACGAGCGUCGUUGCCGGCGUGUUUUGUAAGCGCAAGGCAGUGUUGCAGGAACGAUGGAGGGGCAUAGAUUCGGCUAAUAGUGCUAUGACUAUAGGAACACUAAUACAUGAACUGGUGCAGAAAGCUCUAACACAAAAUAUUUAUGAUGUAAAACAAUUGAAUAUUGAAGUAGAUAAAAUCAUAAAGGAAUCCAUUCAAUUACUUUACGAUGCAGGCUUGUCGGAAAGUGAAUGUCGGAAUGAUAUGCAGGCAUAUAUUUUACCACUUGCGGAGUUUAUGCAGACUUACUUAGCUAAAAACCCGCAAUCUUCAGUAACGCAAAAUAAAAAGGGCAAAUGGAAUGGACAUGUAAACAAAGUUUUGGACAUUGAAGAAAACUUGUGCUGCCCAGAACUUGGCUUGAAAGGGAAAAUUGAUGCCACUCUAGAAGUUGCCAUACAUGAGAGAAAAGGAAAUAAGCUGGAGACAGUGCCAUUAGAGCUGAAAAGUGGUAAGGCGAGUGAGUCGGCAGAGCACAGAGGCCAACUGGUGCUUUAUGGCAUGAUGCUGGCGCUGCAGCGAGGCGACAGCCCGGCAGUGGCGGAACAGCGAGGAUUACUGCUGUAUUUGAAGAACAGCGUGGAACUCCGCGAGGUGUCGUGUGGGUACCCCGAGCGACGCGAUCUGAUUCUGCUGAGGAAUAAUCUUGUCAAGAACCUCGCAGCCGGGCCGGAGGACGUUGACCCUGAACAGCUUGUGGAUAUAGAAGACGCGUCAGUGCUACUUCAGCAGAAGCUCCCCGGUCCGAUACACCGCGAGAGCGUAUGCUCCAAGUGCCCGUAUCUUACGUUAUGUUCUUUACACUUAUGGCACACAGAUUGCCGGUCCGUAUCCGAGAGCCACCCGUUAAGCAAACUGCGCGAGUCAGCACAAGGCCACCUCACUCCCGAGCACAUCAAAUACUUCUUACACUGGACAGCCCUACUGAAGAUAGAAGAGAGAGGGCAGCUAGCUACCGCGCCCUUGCACGCGCUGUGGACUGACAGUGUCGAGAAGAGGGAAAAACGAGGUACCUGUACAGCCAAUUUGUUUCUGAAGUCCGUGCAAGAAUCUGGAGAUAGAUAUCUCCAUGUGUUCCUAAGGAAAAUGGAAAAUUCACAAAGUGUAAAAAGUAUAGAAUCCAAAGGACCCCAAGAAGGUGAAUUUUCCAUAGUGAGCAUAGAAAAAAGACCGUGGAUUGCUGCUGGAGUAAUCUCGCUCUUAAAAGACAACGAAAUCCACAUGCUUCUAGAAAGAGACCUAAGCCGUAGAAUGCCUAAAAGCACUCAAUUCCACAUAGACACAUAUGAAUCGUACGCAACUACUGUACAGAAUUUGACCAACUUAGGUGUUUUAAUGGAGGACAGCGAAAGAGCACAAAGGCUAAGGAGUUUGAUAAUAGACAAGGACGUCCCGUUAUUCGAGACCAAACAGCCUCGCGAGGUGGGCCGGCUGGGCAGCAAGCUGAUGCGCGGCCUCAACAUCGAGCAGCAGCGCGCCGUGCUGCGGGCGCUGGCGGCGCGCCACUACGCGCUGCUGCGGGGCCUGCCGGGCACCGGUGAGUGUGUAGCGACGCGGGCGCGGGCUGGGACGCGAGGAGCCGCGAGUGGGCCGGCUGGCAGCCAGCUGAUGCGCGGCCUCAACAUCGAGCAGCAGCGCGCCGUGCUGCGGGCGCUGGCGGCGCGCCACUACGCGCUGCUGCGGGGCCUGCCGGGCACCGGUGAGUGUGUAGCGACGCGGGCGCGGGCUGGGACGCGAGGAGCCGCGAGUGGGCCGGCUGGCAGCCAGCUGAUGCGCGGCCUCAACAUCGAGCAGCAGCGCGCCGUGCUGCGGGCGCUGGCGGCGCGCCACCACGCGCUGCUGCGGGGCCUGCCGGGCACCGGUGAGUGUGUAGCGACGCGGGCGCGGGCUGGGACGCGAGGAGCCGCGAGUGGGCCGGCUGGCAGCCAGCUGAUGCGCGGCCUCAACAUCGAGCAGCAGCGCGCCGUGCUGCGGGCGCUGGCGGCGCGCCACUACGCGCUGCUGCGGGGCCUGCCGGGCACCGGUGAGUGUGUAGCGACGCGGGCGCGGGCUGGGACGCGAGGAGCCGCGAGUGGGCCGGCUGGCAGCCAGCUGAUGCGCGGCCUCAACAUCGAGCAGCAGCGCGCCGUGCUGCGGGCGCUGGCGGCGCGCCACUACGCGCUGCUGCGGGGCCUGCCGGGCACCGGUGAGUGUGUAGCGACGCGGGCGCGGGCUGGGACGCGAGGAGCCGCGAGUGGGCCGGCUGGCAGCCAGCUGAUGCGCGGCCUCAACAUCGAGCAGCAGCGCGCCGUGCUGCGGGCGCUGGCGGCGCGCCACUACGCGCUGCUGCGGGGCCUGCCGGGCACCGGUGAGUGUGUAGCGACGCGGGCGCGGGCUGGGACGCGAGGAGCCGCGAGUGGGCCGGCUGGCAGCCAGCUGAUGCGCGGCCUCAACAUCGAGCAGCAGCGCGCCGUGCUGCGGGCGCUGGCGGCGCGCCACUACGCGCUGCUGCGGGGCCUGCCGGGCACCGGUGAGCUUCCAAAGACCAUCCGUAUAAUGAGACUGGGCCCCAAGUCACGAGUGGCGGCGAGUUUAUCGCAUUGCUGCGAGCAGGAACUAUCCGUCAAGUGUGAGACGCCCGAAGACCUUGAGGAACUCUACGGCUCUAUGGAGGUAGUUGGAGUGACUUGCUUAGGAGCAUCUCACGCCAUGUUGUCGCGAACGACCUUCGAUAUGUGCAUUGUUGAUGAAGCGACUCAGGUCCUCCAAAGUACGGUUCUGAGGCCCUUGUUUGCUGCGAAGCGUUUCGUUCUUGUGGGAGACCCGGACCAACUGCCUCCGGUCGUACGGAGCAGAGCUGCCAGGCGCCUAGGCAUGGAAGAGAGUUUAUUCCACCGUCUCAUGAGCGAUGCAGCCACGUCGACUUUGGCAUUACAGUACCGCAUGAACGCGCCACUAGCCGCGCUUGCUAACACCGUCGCGUAUGACGGCAAGCUGCUCUGUGCCAACGACGCGGUCGCUCGCGCCCGCCUGGACGUCGACUUGCAGAAAAUAUCCGAGGUAGCCACUUAUCCCUGGCUAUCGCAAGCUUGCAGUCCGGAGGCGGAUGACGCGGCGGUGUUCCUAGACAUACAAGUCAACGCGCCCGCGCAUUCAAGGAGCUGCGCGAAUGGCGACGAGGCUAGCGUGGUGCUGGCUUUGGUCAAUUCACUUGUCAAGGGCGGCGUGAAACCGACUAACAUCGGCGUAAUAGCACCGUACAGAGACCAAGUAUCCCUUCUCCGGCGAACUGUGGGACCUCUCGGCGUGGAAGCCAGCACUGUGGACCAGUUCCAAGGACGGGACAAGGACGUCAUCGUAUACUCGUGCACGAGACAAUACCAGCCGGACGGCGAUAGGGAAGUUAAGGAAGGCGAGGUCCUGAACGACAAGCGGCGCCUAGCCGUGAGCGUGACGCGCGCGCGACACAAGUUCAUCGUCGUGGGUGACUCCCGCGCGCUUCGCCGCUACGAGUCUUUACACCGUAUGCUUCAAGCCUGUAAACCUGUGUGCAUACCACCCGCUGAUCUGAGACAAGUCGUAGAUCGAUACAGGACGGUGUGAGAAAAGAAAGGCGAGGUCAAAUGACAAGCGGCGCUUAGCCGUGAGCGUGACGCGCGCGCGACACAAGUUCAUCGUCGUGGGUGACUCCCGCGCGUUUCGCCGCUACGAGUCUCUACACCGCAUGCUUCAA
This is a messenger RNA of Ostrinia nubilalis (European corn borer), 5017 nucleotides long. RefSeq names its product DNA replication ATP-dependent helicase/nuclease DNA2 (gene Dna2). The record is from RefSeq and is a predicted model, not a curated record. Gene Ontology annotation, molecular function: helicase activity; 5'-flap endonuclease activity. Gene Ontology annotation, biological process: replication fork reversal. NCBI's taxonomy places the organism in Eukaryota, Metazoa, Arthropoda, Insecta, Lepidoptera, Crambidae. The transcript is spliced from 23 exons. Gene Ontology annotation, cellular component: cytoplasm. Bases 895 to 4887 code for a protein of 1330 amino acids.